Molecule: messenger RNA, 2292 nt
Organism: Entelurus aequoreus (snake pipefish)
Lineage: Eukaryota; Metazoa; Chordata; Actinopteri; Syngnathiformes; Syngnathidae
Product: gastrula zinc finger protein XlCGF8.2DB-like
Exons: 2
Coding region: 451-1572 (373 amino acids)
Biological process (GO): regulation of transcription by RNA polymerase II
Cellular component (GO): nucleus
Molecular function (GO): DNA-binding transcription factor activity, RNA polymerase II-specific; RNA polymerase II cis-regulatory region sequence-specific DNA binding
Source: RefSeq, a predicted model, not a curated record
CCCUAAGUGACGCAUGCGUGGAGGAUAUGCGCUUUGCAGCAAAGUCCUCCUUUACUCCACACACGCUUCUAAGCCUCGGCACAUCUCCUCACAUCGCUACUAACUACACUUUAUUCAUCCUCCGUGUCAGGAUAAACUCCACUCGUCUCAGUCAACUUUGGGGAUUAUUAGGCCCGCUUAGCUUGCUAGUUGUUUUAGCGCGCUAGUUAGCUUAGCAUGCUAGUUAGCUUAGCUUGUUAGUUGUUUUAGCGCACUAGUUAGCUUAGCGUGCUAGUUAGCUUAGCGUGUACGAUAGCAGAGUACAAAGAGGAACUUUCUCGAACAAAAGAAGAGAACAAAAGACUACGUCAACUACUGGAGGCUGUUUUCAAGAAACCUCAAGUUGUGUUACACAGAACAGAAGUCUGUGAAGAACAUCUUCUCUCUGAGCAACAGAAGUGGAGCUUCAGGAUGGACAAGGAGGAGCCACAGCCCUUCCACAUUAAGGAGGAAGAAGAGGCGCCACAUACAUUACAAAUGCAAAGGGAAGAAAAUAACCCACUGACCUCCCAUUUUAAAGAGGAAGAGGAGGAACACAGCAUCAGUCAGGAGGGAGAGCAUCUUGAAUGGUUGGAGGAGUUCCCAGUGACUGGUGUCCCUGUGAAGAGUGAAGAUGAUGAGGUCAAAGGUGAAAGUGAGGAGAAGAGAGAGGCGGAGCCUCCAAGCAGCAGCUCAACUCAACACAUGACAACAGAAGCUGAUGGAGACCACUGUGGAGGAUCACAAGCAGACAAGCUCUUAGCUCCACUAUCAGAUAGUGAGGACACAACGUCACACUCUCCUGACACUGAUGAUGAAGACUCUAAAGAUGAUAAGACAUGUCACACUGACAACACACACUUCACAUGUUCUCACUGCGACAAAACUUUUAAUGACCGUUGUCGUCUAAAAACACACAUGAGAACACACACUGGAGAAAAAACGUUUUCAUGUUCAAUCUGCGGUAAAGAUUUUAGUCAUAGGCACAGUUUGAAAAUACACAUGAGAAUACACACUGGAGAAAAACCUUUUUCCUGCUCAGAAUGUGGUAAAGAUUUUACUCAAAGGCAACAUUUGAAAAGACACAUGAGAACACACACUGGAGAAAAACCUUUUUCAUGUUCAAUCUGCGGUAAAGAUUUUACUGAAAGGCAAAAUUUCCAAGCACACAUGAGAAUACACACUGGAGAAAAACCGUUUUCAUGUUCAAUCUGCGGUAAAGAUUUUACUCAAAGGCAACAUUUCCAAUUGCACAUGAGAAAACACACUGGAGAAAAGCCUUUUUCCUGCUCAGAAUGUGGUAAAAGUUUUGUAACAAAUGAAAACUUAAAAGUACACAUGAGAACACACACUGGUGAAAAACCAUACCUCUGUUCAAGCUGCAACAAAAGCUUAUGUCACCUAAAAUCUUUGGAAGUACACAUGAGAACACACACAGGUGAGAAAGUGUUGAGUUGCAGUGUGUGUGGUGAAAGAUUCUCUUAUAAGUACCAGUGUAAGAAACACAAGUGUGCUGGUGAGAACAGCAGCAGCAAAGUUAAAAGAAAACUUUAACUUUGACUCACUAACAACAUCAGCACAUAUAACAUGUGUGACAUCAUUGUUGUGUGUGUAACACAAUCUUGUUAUUAUGCUUAUAACAUACAUAGAGUAAAUACUUCAGAUUAGUGCUUUUAUUUCAGUCAAGUACAUGAGUUAAUAUACACAUUUGUGUACUUUAAAAUGAACAGAACAAUUUGACUGAAAAGGUGAGAAUAAACAGUACAUAAAAUAUGUUGCAUAAAAUAAACAUUUUAUGUGUAGAAAUUCAUAAUUCACUUUUAUACUUAUUCAUAAUAGUGUUUUAUAUAUGUUUUUUUGAAAUAAUGAAGGGUUACAUAUAUUAUUUUCUAAUUGUAGAAGAUUCCAUAGAUGAACUCCUUUAUAUGAUAUACAUAUUUGUUUUACAUGUGUUCAUACCUUUGCUUUUGAGUACUCAUAAAUCCCUCUUAGUUCAUAUUUACUGGUUCACAUCUGAAACAUCUUCUGGACCACUUCUGGAAGCAUAUUAUUAUUUAAUUUGUAAAUCAUUAGAGCAGUUGUCUUUUAUACAAUUUUAAAAUGUGUGACUUUAUGAAUCAUUUGUUGGGUCUCUAUAAUCCAUUCUAUUAAUUGUCUUUAUUACUCUCUUGUGUAAUAUGAAUAUUGUUGUGUGAUUGUUUUAUAUGUAUGUCCCCAGACAUUUAUGCAAUAAACAAUGUAUGCUUCAACUGAAGUUGGGUACAAUAAAUGUAG